CCUUUGGCACUUUUCAGCACUAUUCUUCAAUUGAGCCGGAGAAAUUUAUUUAUUUUUGUUUUUUCCUCUAAAUGUUUAUUUUAUGCCACCAAAUUCGGUUUUCAGAGAAAUAUAAUCAAAAGGCUAUCAUCAAAUAUAAAUAAAAGUAUUUGAGAGACUGAUAAACGUGUUGGUCUACCAUCUGAAUUUCUAACAAGAUGGGAUGUUGAUGAGUUUUAAUGCAGAUACAGUCAAACUAGCAGGUUAUCUCAAAACAAACUACAAAUAUGUCAUCUUUGCGCCUAAGCAAACAGCAGCGCGACCAUUUGGGUCUGCUCCAGAGACCCGCCGCCGAUGUGGUGGAACUGUGCAAGUCCGCAUUCGAUUACCUGAUAAAUGGACCCAAUCUCGGCCGCUACGAGACGUUGGCCAAGAAGUACUCGGAUUCGGGGAGCGCAGAAGCAGUACAGCAGACUGUGGAGGCGCUGAUAUCCUUGUUGAUAAGCGUGACAACCCGGGUGGGUAAUGGCUCCGUCAACAUGCAGGCGAUACUGCGCCAGACUUUCCCUGAUCUCGGCGACGAUGUGCUGGAGGUCCUUGAACAGUUUGUUACCAGCAAGCGAAAUUUUGUGGAGGGCUCGAUCAAGUCGGCCAAUAUACGUGCUUAUCGGCUGGUCAACCUGGACUGGCGACUGGAGGUACGCACCGCUUCACGUAGUCUGCUGGAGCAGUGUCAUGUGGUUGUGACCAUGAAGCUAUACCUACACACCGAACCCAAGAACGAAAACCGCGAACUGCUGGCCGUGGAUAUAUCCGGACGCAGUGAAGCGGAGCUGAAGGCCAUGCAGGAGGACGAGCGGUUGCAUCGAAAAGAUCUGCUGGUGCAGACAGAUGUCAGCAGCCUGGUGCACAUGAUCAAAACGCUGGAGGAUGCGCUAGCCGAAUCCAAGACGCGGCGCAUUCGCAACAUAGUCGAUGCCAUACACUGAUAUGACUCCAGAACUCACACUCUUGUUAACGCUAAUUUAAUCUGGACCAAUUUAUUACUAUUAAAGCUAACUAGAAAAGGGA
Molecule: messenger RNA, 1050 nt
Organism: Drosophila rhopaloa
Lineage: Eukaryota; Metazoa; Arthropoda; Insecta; Diptera; Drosophilidae
Exons: 3
Coding region: 267-968 (233 amino acids)
Source: RefSeq, a predicted model, not a curated record